AUGGUGUUCAACUACUUCAACAAGCCAUCCGACGAGGAGUCGGUCAAGAAGAACGAGGAGUUCACAACGUCGUCCAUCUCUUCAACUUCUGUUGAGAAGCAGUACAACACCACGCAUCGGACGCUGACCUCAAGAACCCUGCACUUGAUCGCUAUUGGAGGUGCCAUUGGAACAGGUUUGUUCGUCACCAUCUCCACUGGUCUGCUGUAUGGUGGUCCGCUGGGACUGUUCUUGGCCUUCUUCAUCUGGACAGGAGUGAUAUUCGGUGUCACUGCCUCCAUUGGUGAGAUGGUGUGCUACUUGCCAAUAUCGUCGCCAUUCAUUCAAAUGGCUGGACGUUGUGUCGACGAUGCCUUUGAGCUCAUCGUAGGCUUCAACUAUUUCAUCAUGAUUUCCGUCUACAUUCCCUUUGAGAUCACCGCUGUUAACGGUAUGAUCCACUACUGGAGAGAUGACUAUUCUCCAGCCAUAUCGUUCUGCAUCCAGAUCUUCAUCUACACUGCACUGAACUUGUUUGCCGUGAAAUGGUUUGGUGAGUCUGAGUUCUACCUCUCCAUUGGUAAGCUGUUCCUGGCUAUUGCGUUGAUCUUUUUCACUUUCAUCACAAUGGUUGGAGGAAACCCACAACACGACGCAUUUGGGUUCCGCUAUUGGAAUGAUCCAGGCCCAUUCUCAACGUAUUAUACCACUGGAAACAUGGGUCGCUUCCAAGGUUUCCUGCGUGCUUUGAAUACCGGCUGCUUCACCAUCGUUGGCCCGGAGUACUUGUCCAUGGUUGCUGGAGAAGCUGGUCAGGAGACCAGAAAAGUCCUUGCCGGUACUUUCAGAUCUGUGUUUUACAGAUUGAUAUUCUUUUACAUCUUUGGUGCCCUGUCUGUGGGUAUUUUACUCCCAUAUAACGAUCCAACCUUGAAUGAACUUGCUGCAGCAGGUUCUACCUCUAACGGUUCUUACUCACCUUAUAUCAUUGCAAUGACUAACAUGGGCAUCAAGGUGUUCCCUCACAUCGUCAAUGUCCUCUGUGUUGUUUCUGCCUUCUCUGCAGGUAAUUCAUAUGUCUACUGCUCUUCCCGGUCCCUCUAUUCUAUAUCUCUGAGAGGGUUUGCACCAAAGUUCCUACAGUACUGUACAAAGUCUGGUGUUCCGGUAUUCUGCGUUGGUAUUGCCUUUUGCUUCUCUCUCUUGUCCCUGUUACAGUUGGGUGAUAGCACAGCCACUGUGCUGAGCUGGAUCGUCAACCUGUGUACCGGUGCUCAAGUGAACAACUACUUCUUUAUGUGCAUCACUUACAUUGGAUUCUAUCGUGCAUGCAAUGCCCAAGGAAUCGACAGAACACAGUUCAGAUACUUGUCGUGGUUCCAGCCUUACACUAUCUGUUUCUGCUUGUUCAUGACUCUGUGCAUGGUGGGCUCGUUGGGCUACACCGUCUUCCUUCCAGGCAUGUGGAACAUUGAGAACUUUUUAACUUAUUACCUGAUGAUCUUGCUCGACAUUGUUCUCUACGUGGGCUACAAGCUGAUCAAGAGAUCGAAAUUUGUCCAACCAGAGGAGGCAGAUCUCAUCACUGGCCUUGCCGAGGUCGAAGAGCACGAGAUGAACUACCUGGAGAGCUUGGAGAGAGAAGGAAAGCUGCACCAGAAGUGGUACCAGAAGAUUGCAGAAUGGGUCUUUUAA
This is a messenger RNA of Williopsis jadinii, 1674 nucleotides long. Its product is annotated as high-affinity glutamine permease. Gene Ontology annotation, molecular function: amino acid transmembrane transporter activity. The record is from RefSeq and is a predicted model, not a curated record. Gene Ontology annotation, cellular component: membrane. Gene Ontology annotation, biological process: amino acid transmembrane transport. NCBI's taxonomy places the organism in Eukaryota, Fungi, Ascomycota, Saccharomycetes, Phaffomycetales, Wickerhamomycetaceae. Bases 1 to 1674 code for a protein of 557 amino acids. The transcript has a single exon.